AAGUAAGAGAAGGGCGUUGUUGGUAAUCGCGAACUUUUACAUUAAGUGUCGAGUAUGUAUAUAUUGUAUUAGUAUACAUAUCGUAUUAUAAGGAGGGAUACGUUUUCUAGAUCGAACGCAAACGAUUGUCUUGCAAUACGUUAUCUACUGACUACUCCCCAACAACUUCUCCAGUUCUUGUUUAGUUCUUAUACAACUAUACGACAUUCAAUUCUUUGGAGUCAGUGAAACUCGGCACGUAGUGUUGAACACAUAUAUUUACUUUUUUUUAGUGCUACGGUAUUUGAUUUGUUGUUCAGAUUGUUUAAUUGACCAUACGAGAAGACGGAAAUUUUAAUUUUUAUUCAUAAGUAAACUCUCUAACAAUGAGACAACUCAAAUUAUUGAUCCUACUAAUAGGAUCAUUUGGAAUAGUGAAAAUAAACGCAGAAAUACUUGAGACAAUCGCACAAUGGCCAUUAUUGGAUUACGCGUUGCCAUAUGAUAGAGAGUUUUUAAACAAAUUUCGUCCGGAAAAUGUCGUACCAACAGGAUUCGAAAUAACAGAGCACAGAAUAUUUAUUGCCACUCCUCGAUUACGAGCGGGUGUUCCAGCAACAUUAAGCGUGAUUCCUCGUGAUUUACCACUUGGUAGCAGUCCACAGCUAGAAGCCUAUCCCUCGUGGGAUUGGCAUAGAGCUGGUAAAGGCGAUUUAAACUGUUCAGGUCUUAUAUCUGUUUAUAGAAUUCGAAUUGAUAAGUGCAACAGAUUAUGGGUACUUGACAGUGGUAUUAAUACAUCUAUUGAUGACUUUCAAGUUGCAUGCCAGCCUAAACUUCUUGUUUUCGAUCUUCAAACAGAUCAACUUAUUCGUCAAGUUAUAUUUCCACGUGAGGUUUUACGACCAGAUACACUUCUUACUAAUUUAGUUAUUGACGACACUGCAGCUCGUACUUGCGAUGAUGUCUUUGUUUACAUGACCGAUACUGUUGGCCCUGGACUCGUUGUUUUUGACGGAACUGCCGACAGGAGCUGGCGAUUCGUUCAUGCUUCAAUGCUUCCAGAUCCAAAUUAUUCCACUUAUCGGAUUGGAUCUGAUACAUUUGAGCUGUUUGACGGAGUAGUUGGUUUGACAUUUUCACCAAAAGAAAAUUUAGUCUACUUCCAACCUUUGGCAACUGACCGUAUUUUCAGUGUAUCAUCAUUAGUAUUAAAAGCUGGCCCUCUACCAUUCGGACAACAACUUCCGGUGACAGUAGUGGGCAGAAAAUCCAGUCAAGGAUUAGCAUUGGCCGUUAAUCAACGCGAUAAUUCACUCAUCUUUUCUCCUUUUACCGAAACAGCAGUUGCCACUUGGAACCCUAAAAUUAAUAAACAACGUGUUCUUGCAUUCAGUCCAGAAAAAUUACAAUUUGUUGCCGAACUUAUGUGGUUUGAACGUGACAACGGCAACAUAUGGAUUUUAUCUUCAAGAUUUCAAAAAUACUAUAACCAGAAUAUUGAUCCACGAGAUAUUAAUCCUCGACUUUUGAGAAUACGAUCAAAAUCUUCUCUAUUAGUGCCACCAAGUAUUUAUCACUAUGAUAAUCCAAAUUUCCCUCUUAAUAUUUACAACAAUACUUUAACUCAUUCAUUUUUAAAAUGAAUUUGAAUUUUUAGAUAAUUAGUUUAGAAUAAUAUUUAAUCAGUAAGAUACAAAUUACAUUUAUAUAUUGCUACAUUACAGCAAAAAAAAAAUACUCAAUAAUUUGCAUUUAUAGUGUAAAUAUAUAUAACAUUACGACUGCCUGAUUUCGUAAUCCAGUGAGAACCAGUUCUUAGUUACUUCCACUCUGAGUAAUAAAAAACAAAGGGUAUUUACUAGGAUUAAAAAUAGUAUAUUGUAUAACGACGGAUAAAACAAAUCGAUUUUAGAAGAAGGUUAAGUUCAUUGAAGUGAUUUGUACCCUUGCCGAAAGGGAGAGUCGGCAUGACACGAAGUUUAAAAUCGUAUAUUUUUAUCAUAUCUGCAUCGAAAGUUUAAAUUCCUGCGUUAUUUCGCGGGAAGAAUUGUAUAUUUUUCUCAUAUGAGAAAAUAACGCAUGCGCCAUUAGCUUCGCAGAGGCGAAAAUUUAAACUGUAAGAAAUUAAUAUCUGGUGAAAAAUAGUCUGCACACCACAGAGUGUCCUACUUUCUUCCCUUAGUGUAUAAUCUACUAAUUUCACUACAUCGCGAAAAAAUUUCAAAUUUCUAUUCUGUGGAGUAGAAAGAAAGUUGAGUUUUUCUCUUAUAAAAAACAAAUUAAAUAAAUACGCAUACAGAAAUAAAAUCAUGGUAAUUUUCACCAUAUCUGCAUAGAAGGUUAAAUUUAUUGGUUAAUAUAUACAAUCAAUUUUAAAAUGACUACUGUAAGCAUUGUUUAUUGUUACAUUUUUUCGGCUAAUGACUUUUAUAUCAAUUCGAAAACUCAAGUUUCUGGUAUUUUGUACUGCACAGUAUGAGAAUAAGUCCCGUGCUAUUUAGGUUAUACUUCUAUUUAUCAGGUCAGGGCUAUAGUUGAGUCUGCAAAAGAACGGGCUUUUCUCCCACUACAUAGCUAUGAUGACGUCCAUGACUCUGCACUAACGCGCGUGCGCAGUAAUGACUUAAUUGUAGAAAAAUGGUGGGAGAAAAGCCCACUCUUUUGCAGACUCAACUAUACUAAUUUUUUAAUAGUGAUUAUAGUGCCAUCUAUAGAAAAUUUUUGUUACUGCAGUACGGGACUGAUAAUCAGAUAUACUCAAGCAAGAAUUAAAAUUCGAAAUUCCCAUUGCAGAUCUGGUGAAAAAUCCCGGGUCAAAAGAAAUAAAUUAAAUUUGACUUUUUUGACUAAAAUGGAUACUAAGUAAGUCAAGUUAGCCAAAAGCAAAUCAAAAUUAAACGUAUUCUUCAUUCAGUUUUGAUUGGCUUUUGGUUAAAUUGACUUACUACACAUCGAAGUACCCGCUACUACAAUGUUUUACUACAAUAUUGAGGUUAGGGAAGCCAGAGUUUUUUUCCGUGGCACAUUGUAUAUAAUUUUUCUUACCCGAGGUUCCAAUUCAUAGAUGUCGCAGUUGCACUCAUGGAAUGAAAUGUCCUAUAUUUGCCCUAGACAUACAAUAUACUAUAUCAGUAUUGUUUUAACCAACUAAAUAGGCAUUGACAUAUACAAAAUAAAUCAUAUUUUAAAAAUUUGGCUCUUACUGAUUAUCGAAAUUAGGCAACCGACUAGGCUACAAUGAACUUAUAUAUAUUAUAAAAGCUUUUUUACAUAUUUUAUAAAAUAUCGCCACUUGUUAAACAAAAAACCAAUAAAAUUUUAAUAUUAUUUUUUUAAUUACA
This is a messenger RNA of Microplitis mediator, 3323 nucleotides long. RefSeq names its product protein yellow. NCBI's taxonomy places the organism in Eukaryota, Metazoa, Arthropoda, Insecta, Hymenoptera, Braconidae. The record is from RefSeq and is a predicted model, not a curated record. Gene Ontology annotation, cellular component: extracellular region. The transcript has 6 exons. The coding region runs from base 366 to 1625 and encodes 419 amino acids.